Molecule: messenger RNA, 1306 nt
Organism: Zea mays
Lineage: Eukaryota; Viridiplantae; Streptophyta; Magnoliopsida; Poales; Poaceae
Source: RefSeq, marked provisional
CAACCACGAACCACGCAAGCGAACCCGGCCGGCGCGGGGCAGCGGCGAUGGCGGAGAUCCCGGUGAUCGACCUGCGCCUCGCCGGCUCGUCGCCCGACGAGUCGGCGCGGCUGCGCGACGCGUGCGAGCGCCUGGGCUGCUUUCGGGUGACCGGCCACGGCGCGCCCGCGGGGCUCCUGGCCGACAUGAAGGCCGCCGUGCGCGCGCUCUUCGACCUCCCCGACGACGCCAAGCGCCGCAACGCCGACGUCAUCCCCGGCAGCGGCUACGUCGCGCCCUGCCCCGCCAACCCGCUCUACGAGGCCUUCGGGCUCCUCGACGCCGCCGCGCCCGCCGACGUCGACGCCUUCUGCGCGCGCCUCGACGCGCCGCCCAAAGUCAGGGAGACCGUCAAGACCUACGCGGAGAAGAUGCACGACGUGAUCGUCGGCGUCGCCGGCGAGCUGGCCACCAGCCUGGGGCUGGGCCUGGAGGAGCACUCGUUCCAGGACUGGCCGUGCCAGUUCCGCAUCAACAGGUACAACUACACGCAGGAGACGGUGGGCUCCUCCGGCGUGCAGACCCACACGGACUCGGGCUUCCUCACCGUGCUCCAGGAGGACGAGUGCGUCGGCGGCCUCGAGGUGCUGGACCCCGCCGCCGGUGAGUUCGUGCCCGUGGACCCCGUCGCCGGCUCCUUCCUCGUCAACAUCGGCGACGUCGGCACGGCGUGGAGCAACGGGAGGCUCCACAACGUGAAGCACCGGGUGCGGUGCGUCGCGCCCGUGCCGCGCAUCUCCAUCGCCAUGUUCCUGCUGGCGCCCAAGGACGACCGCGUGAGCGCCCCGGAGGCGUUGGUCGACGCGGGCCACCCGCGUCGGUACAAGCCGUUCAACUACGACGACUACCGGAGGCUCCGGCUGUCCACCGGCGAGCGCGCAGGCGAGGCGCUCGCGCGGAUGGCGGCGUGAUGUCGUCACGCACGUGCAAGCCGUUAAUUAUAGGCUCGCGCAUGCAUACGCCUACACGAGAGGUUGUCUCGUUAAGCCGUUCUAUUAAAAUGUGUGGGGGAGAAAGAUGACUACCGUGGUGCCAUGUGGAUUGCUAUCGGGUCUGAUCAAUAAAAUCUUGCAACACUUGCACGUGCGAUUCCAUAUCCUAGCACGGGUGGGCGCCACGCUAGUAGGUAGAGACCGGAGCGGCCAAAAAAUGGCUACAGCACCAGUAGGUGAACUCUCAAGCAACACUGGCUAUCCCACUUCUGACGUUGUCUCUCUCAUCACUAUGUAUGACCAGCGAAUGAAGUGUUUAAAAAUCUGACGCCGUG